This is a messenger RNA of Strongyloides ratti, 414 nucleotides long. RefSeq lists its product as hypothetical. The record is from RefSeq and is a predicted model, not a curated record. The transcript has 3 exons. The coding region runs from base 1 to 414 and encodes 137 amino acids. NCBI's taxonomy places the organism in Eukaryota, Metazoa, Nematoda, Chromadorea, Rhabditida, Strongyloididae.
AUGGAUUAUCAGACUAUUUUGGUAACAGAAUUAAUUAUUUUGAUUGCUGGUGAAACUGGGAUAGCUAUGCUUCAUGGUUGGACAGAAGGUGUUAUUUAUGCUUUACAAGUUUAUUAUACUCCAAUGUGGUUAUGUGCAUGUUUAAUGGUUCUAAUACUACUUUUGAUUAUAUCAUUGGUUAUAGUAUUUAUCUUUCUCCAUUUCAAUCGCCCAUCAAUUAUUUAUUCACAUGUAGCAUUUUUGGUUCUUGCUUGGCCAAUUUCAAUAGCAUUGACAUCAGCCGGUGUUGCAACAGGAACUCCUCUACUUGUUGGAAUUUGUUUUCUUCUAUACUUCUCAACGCUAUUGGUUUUUGCCUAUAUUUAUGCUACUGCAAAAUGGAAAAGUACUGAGUUAGAAGACAUAACAGCUUAA